AUGACACCCCUUCUUAUGGCAGCCAGGCAAGGUUAUGAUGUAACAGUUUCAAAGAUUCUCUCUUUAUGUCCAGAUUGUUGUGAAAAAGUGGACAACAAAGGUUUGAAUUUACUUCAUUAUCAGGCUUUUAGACAUCCAUUAAGGCAGAUGUCUUUGGAGCCUUGGAUUGAAGAGUAUGGAUCAGUCAGAAAUCUAAUGGAGUUGGAAGGUUCCUUUGGAAUGAAACCUCAAGAAGUUAAAAAUGCAUUUGGAUCUGAGAAACAUCAUCAUAAACAGAAGCAAAUCAAAGAAUUGUUGGAAGAAAUUCAGAAUGAUCAAGUGGCGGAGGAACCAGUUCGUCCCAUUCUCUUGCCAACUACCUCUCCAGAAAACUUGGACAAGACAAGAGAGGCUCAAUUAAUAGUGGCAGCACUUAUAGCCACCGUCGCAUUCGCAGCGGCAAUAACUGUUCCGGGUGGUUUGGAGAGUGAAAAAGGGUCAGAGCAAGGCACUCCUUUUUUGAUUCAUGAGGCAGCUUUUAAAGCAUUUGUUGUAACAAACGCAUUGGCCUUCAUUUUCUCUAUUUCUGCCCUCAUAGUCCACUUAGAGGUUCUGGAUAGACUAUUAUCAGGAGUUGUUAGGCGUGAAAAAGUUUUAAAUCGAGCUCGAUAUGUUACUGUGCUCCUUGGCUAUGCCACAGUUGCAAUGGUGGUUGCUUUCAGCACAGGCGGUUAUGUGGUCUUAAAACCUUCCCACGUACUUGCCAUUGUUACAUAUCUCAUCUGCCCUGUCUUUAUACUCUGUAUGUGGCUAUUUACGUCAAAAUAA
Gossypium arboreum is the source of this 807-nucleotide messenger RNA. RefSeq lists its product as uncharacterized. The transcript is spliced from 2 exons. Gene Ontology annotation, molecular function: protein phosphatase 1 binding; protein phosphatase regulator activity. Gene Ontology annotation, cellular component: plasma membrane. The record is from RefSeq and is a predicted model, not a curated record. Lineage: Eukaryota; Viridiplantae; Streptophyta; Magnoliopsida; Malvales; Malvaceae. Bases 1 to 807 code for a protein of 268 amino acids.